Pteropus alecto (black flying fox) is the source of this 1381-nucleotide messenger RNA. It is a transcript of the gene FAM50B, whose product is annotated as family with sequence similarity 50 member B. The coding region runs from base 350 to 1360 and encodes 336 amino acids. The record is from RefSeq and is a predicted model, not a curated record. The transcript has 2 exons. Gene Ontology annotation, cellular component: nucleus. NCBI's taxonomy places the organism in Eukaryota, Metazoa, Chordata, Mammalia, Chiroptera, Pteropodidae. Gene Ontology annotation, biological process: chromatin organization.
GUGAUGAUGUCAUGGCCCCAGCAGCCAGCCCCUUGGUUUCCUGUUUCUUCCCUCCUGACAGGUUCAUGAAUCAUAUCGGCUUUAUCAUUUGACUCCAAGCUCAUUUCCCUGUUCUACAAACGUUUGGACUUAUAGGAAGUGAGAGCCAAGUGUAAUGAAAACAUGAAGUCCCAAGUUGCUUUUUCCUUGCAAAACUGGAACACAUGUUCUCCCGUCUUGAAAGGAAGCACACCAUCUGGCUUAAUUUGGAGUUUUCUGGCCAAGCACUCUGCUCCUUGGGUCAGACAGUGAAUCUACAAGUUAGCCACAAAACUCGCAGGCGUGGCUUUGGACGUGCGGAGCUGCAGGCAUGGCUCAGUACAAGGGCACCAUGCGCGAGGCCGGCCGGGCCAUGCACCUGAUCAAGAAACGGGAAAAGCAGAAGGAGCAGAUGGCGGUGCUGAAGCAGCGCAUCGCCGAGGAGACCAUCAUGAAGUCGAAGGUGGACAAGAAAUUCUCGGCCCAUUACGACGCUGUGGAGGCCGAGCUGAAGUCAAGCACGGUGGGUCUGGUGACACUGAACGACAUGAAGGCCAAGCAGGAGGCCCUGGUGAGGGAGCACGAGAGGCAGCUGGCCAAGAAGGAGCAGCUGGAGGCGCGUAGACAGCAGCUGGAAGCGCUGCGCGACAGGGAGCGCAAGCAGAAGCAGAAGCGCCAGAUCUCUAGCUUGUCCUUCACGCUCGACGAGGGUGACGAGGGCACCGACGGCUCAGCAGCAGAGGAGCAGUCUCAGUUAUCGAAGGUGAUGAGCAAGAGGAAAAGAAACCUAGGGAAGAAUCCGGACGUGGACACGAGUUUUCUGCCUGACCGCGACCGAGAGGAGGAGGAAAACCGGCUGCGGGAGGAGCUGCGGCAGGAAUGGGAGGCUAAGCGCGAGCAGGUGAAGCGCGAGGAGAUGGAGGUCACGUUCAGCUACUGGGACGGCUCAGGGCACCGGCGCAUGGUGCGCAUCCACAAGGGCGGCACCGUGCAGCAAUUCCUCAAGAAAGCCCUGCAGGGCCUGCGCAAGGACUUCCGCGAGCUGCGGGCAGCCAGCGUGGAACAGCUCAUGUACAUCAAGGAGGACCUGAUCCUGCCCCACUACCACACCUUCUAUGACUUCAUCGUCACCAAGGCCCGAGGCAAGAGCGGGCCGCUCUUCAACUUCGACGUGCAUGACGACGUGCGGCUGCUGAGCGACGCCACCAUGGAGAAGGACGAGUCACACGCCGGCAAGGUGGUGCUGAGAAGCUGGUACGAGAAGAACAAGCACAUCUUCCCCGCCAGCCGCUGGGAGCCCUACGACCCGGAGAAGAAGUGGGACAAGUACACAAUCCGAUGACACCUCUUGCCCUGCCCCACC